AUGAGCCCGAGUGUAGCGUUAUCGUCGGCAGCAACCGCCGCAGUCUGUUCGGCGUUCCCUUGCGCGGAUAUCACCAAAUUCAAAUUCAAUGCCUUAAUUUCACCAAAUCCAAGGCGUGACUGCUGCUCCUCGAUUGCUGAUGCUACUACUACUACCACAGCAACAUCUACAUCUUCGUCUGCAGCAGCAGCAAGUAGUAUUAGUGGUAGACGAAGAAGAAAAACACCAGUUUCAUGCUCCGUAGCUUUGGGAUCCAACAAUUCCGCAACCAUGGUGACAGAAGAUGAAGAAGAAAAAGCGAAGAAGAUGAUUGGAGCCAGGGUUAGGGUGAAGGCUCCGGUGAAGGUUUACCACGUGCCUCGCGUGGCGGAGGAAUUGGAUCUGUGUGGAUUGGAAGGUGAGGUGAAGCAGUACGUGAGCCUGUGGAAGGGGAGGCGAAUUUCCGCUAAUCUUCCUUGCAAGGUUCAGUUUGUCCAUUCAGGUGGAGUCAAGUUCUUCGCUCAUCUCAGAGAGGAUGAGUUGGAAUUCCUUGAUUGA
Molecule: messenger RNA, 537 nt
Organism: Dovyalis caffra
Lineage: Eukaryota; Viridiplantae; Streptophyta; Magnoliopsida; Malpighiales; Salicaceae
Source: the annotation of a GenBank genome assembly